CCCACCUUCUCGGGCUAGGUUUGGAGUUCUCUGUCUUGACCUCAUCGUCCCUGCCUGAGCGCCUGGGAACCCACGAGGAAGCGGCCAAGACUGAGGGUCUGUGAGCUGCUCCAGGAUGCGGGCUCCGGGUGCAGGUUCGGCCUCCGUGGUCUCGCUGGUGCUGCUGUGGCUGCUGGGGCUGCCGUGGACCUGGAGCGCAGCGGCGGCGCUCGGCGUGUACGUGGGCGGCGGCGGCUGGCGUUUCCUGCGCAUCGUCUGCAAGACCGCGAGGCGGGACCUCUUCGGUCUCUCUGUGCUGAUCCGCGUGCGCCGGGAGCUGCGGCGCCACCAGCGGGCCCGCCACACCAUCCCACGGAUCUUCCAGGUGGUGGUACGGAGGCACCCUGACCGCCUGGCGCUGGUGGACGCGGGCAGCGACGUGUGCUGGACCUUUGCGCAGCUGGACGCCUACUCCAAUGCGGUGGCCAACCUCUUCCUCCAGCUGGGCUUCAUGCCGGGUGACGUGGUGGCGCUCUUCCUGGAGGGCCGGCCCGAGUUCGUGGGCCUGUGGCUGGGCCUGGCCAAGGCGGGCGUGGAAGCCGCGCUGCUCAAUGUUAACCUGCGGCGGGAGCCCCUGGCCUUCUGCCUGGGCACCUCGGGUGCCAAGGCCCUCAUCUUCGGAGGAGAGCUGGCAGCAGCGGUGGCUGAGGUGAGUGGACAGCUGGGGAAGAGCCUGCUCAAGUUCUGCUCUGGAGAACUGGGGCCCGAGGGCGUCUUGCCCGACACCCGGCUCCUGGACCCGUUGUUGAAGGAAGCCUCCACGGAGCCCCCGGCACAGCCCCCAGACAAGGGAAUGGAUGAUCGCCUCUUCUACAUCUAUACGUCGGGGACCACAGGGCUGCCCAAGGCCGCCAUUGUAGUGCACAGCAGGUACUACCGCAUCGCAGCCUUCGGCCAUCACGCCUACAGCAUGCGGGUGGCAGACGUACUCUAUGACUGCCUCCCCCUGUACCACACAGCAGGGAACAUCAUGGGCGUGGGGCAGUGUCUCAUCUACGGGCUGACGGUGGUCCUCCGCAAGAAGUUCUCGGCCAGCCGCUUCUGGGAUGACUGCGUCAAGUACAACUGCACGGUGGUCCAGUACAUCGGGGAGAUCUGCCGCUACCUGCUAAAGCAGCCGGUGCGCGAGGCCGAGGGGCAGCACCGCGUACGCCUGGCCGUGGGCAACGGGCUGCGGCCGGCCAUCUGGGAGGAGUUCACCGAGCGCUUCCGCGUGCGCCAGAUUGGCGAGUUCUACGGGGCCACCGAAUGCAACUGCAGCAUCGCCAACAUGGACGGGAAGGUUGGCUCCUGUGGCUUUAACAGCCGCGUCUUACCCCACGUGUACCCCAUCCAGCUGGUGAAGGUCAACGAGGACACCAUGGAGCCACUGCGGGAUGCCCAGGGCCUCUGCAUCCCCUGUCAGGCCGGGGAACCUGGCCUCCUCGUGGGCCAGAUCAACCAGCAGGACCCACUGCGUCGCUUCGAUGGCUACAUCAGCGAGAGUGCCACCAGCAAGAAGAUUGCCCACAGUGUCUUCCGCAAGGGCGACAGUGCCUACCUCUCAGGCGAUGUGCUGGUGAUGGAUGAGCUGGGCUACAUGUACUUCCGGGACCGUGGCGGGGACACCUUCCGCUGGCGUGGGGAGAAUGUUUCCACUGCUGAGGUGGAGGGCGUGCUCAGCCGCCUGCUGGGCCAGACAGACGUGGCUGUGUACGGGGUGGCUGUGCCAGGAAUAGAGGGCAAAGCAGGCAUGGCGGCCAUCGCGGACCCUCACGGCCAGCUGAGCCCCAAUGUGCUAUACCAGGAGCUGCAGAAGGUGCUGGCGCCCUAUGCCCGACCCAUCUUCCUACGCCUCCUGCCCCAAGUGGACACUACAGGCACCUUCAAGAUCCAGAAGACCCGACUGCAGCAUGAAGGGUUUGACCCACGCCAGACCUCAGACCGGCUCUUCUUCCUGGACCUGAAGCAGGGCCACUACUUGCCCCUCGACCAGACUGUCUACACUCGCAUCUGCUCGGGUGCCUUUGCCCUCUGACACUCCUCCUCUGCCCACUAGAGACUCCCAGCCAGGUCCUGCCAGUGAGGCUGGGGGGGCUGGCCCAGCGGCACCUGCUGGGGCCACCCUGGUGCUCAGCAGCUGGACCCCAGGAGGACCCUACAGCUCUGCUACCUUCCCGCUGGCCCCUCCACCUCCGAGCCAUCUCCUGCCUGGGUCCCCGCUCCUGUGUCUCUGUGCAUCUCUCUCCUCCCUGCCUCUCAGCCUCCCCCCUGGCCCACACACCCACACCUCUUCCCUCUUUCUUUUCCCCUGCUCCCUCCUGAGAUCUGUGGGCACGCAGGGCCCCAUGGUCCUUGGGGCCUCCGUGGCUCGUCCCUGCUGGGUUGUCAACCCAGAAUGGAGCCUCCCAGCCUCUCUCUCAGCUGUGCCUUAGGGAGCCACAGUCCGGGCCUCCUCAGGCUGCUGGGCCCCAGGGUGUCAGCCCAGUCUGAACUCCAGGCAGACCAUCCUUCCUCCUUCCUGAGCAGAGGAGCCUCGUGGUUUGCCCCGCCCACCUGGGUGUCAGGGGGUCAUGGUCAAGGGACCUCCAGGCCAGCUGGAAAUCUCUCCCAGGCUGGGCCAGUUGCCUCUUUGCACUUAACCAUCGUUGGUAGGUCUCCCUCCUGUCCCCUGUCUGCCCUUCCUGAUGCUCGGAAGCUUCCAGAAUUGACUGUUACCCCUCGGACAUUGCCCCUGCCCAGAUGUCUCCUUUCAGGCGCCUCCACGGAGCUCCUGCUAGAGGAGCCUGGAAGACUGCAUUGGGGGGCUGUUUGGCUCACCAGCCAGACGCUCACCCUGGCAGAGGGCUCUAGGGGGCCCCAUCGGGCGCGGCUGCUGGUGGACCCACAGGAGUGGCAGCGGUGAGAUGGACUUUGGAGCCUUGGGGGUUCCAGCCUGUUGGAUAUCCCCACUGGCUUUGUUGAGUUCAGACCUAGCUUUGGUGUGGCUUGGACAUCCCCAUCGACCUCAUUGGUGGCUCGUCCCGGACUCCCGUUGUGGGGACUGGCCACCCAGACUCUCCGUCCCGAACCCCCCCCCGCCGCACCAGCUGCAGCACCAUCCAGCUCCUCAAACCCUGGGGCCCAUGUACCGUUGCACGUGGGCCCUUCCAAGCACCAAGGUUUUGUUUCCUAGUUGAAUUUAAUAAACCUGCAGAGUGUCCAGUGCCUGAA
This is a messenger RNA of Hyaena hyaena (striped hyena), 3231 nucleotides long. It is a transcript of the gene SLC27A1, whose product is annotated as solute carrier family 27 member 1. Gene Ontology annotation, molecular function: long-chain fatty acid transmembrane transporter activity; long-chain fatty acid-CoA ligase activity; fatty acid transmembrane transporter activity. The record is from RefSeq and is a predicted model, not a curated record. Gene Ontology annotation, biological process: response to insulin; response to cold; phosphatidic acid biosynthetic process. The transcript has 13 exons. Bases 116 to 2056 code for a protein of 646 amino acids. NCBI's taxonomy places the organism in Eukaryota, Metazoa, Chordata, Mammalia, Carnivora, Hyaenidae. Gene Ontology annotation, cellular component: mitochondrial inner membrane; plasma membrane.